UCAGACCUACACAUGCACCCGUCGCGGACACACUCUCGGACACGCACGCCCGCUAUAGGCCCCCUAGAGCCCCCGCCCUCGUCUUGAGGCCACCUCUGCGCGACCCCAUCGCCAUUGGCCAAGACGCCAAGCCCUCAGCAUCUCCAUCGCAGCUGAAGGGAGCAUUGGGGAAGGUCGGAUACACAGGGGAUUGCCUUUGUCUUUGUGUGUGAACAAUGAAGACGUUAGUGCGACUCGUGCUCGGACUCGUCGUCCUCAAAGCAGUGCUGGCCGGACCCAGGUUUUCCCGACAAGCGGACUUGGACACGUACGACGGCGGCAACUACGACGUGGACGAUUUGAAUUCGGAAAACCAGGAGUAUGACUAUGAAGACGGGCCGACCAUCGACGACCCAGAGAUAGAGAUUGGCACACUGGCCCCGCCAGACUACAACUACCCAGUACCAGAGGCCUCCUUGGAGGAGCAGGUGGACCAAGAAGAAGAGGAGGAAGAGGAAGAGCUGCCCCUGAAACCUCAGCUUAUCCCUCAAGGCUCAGGCGGGUCCGGAGUUCUCAUGGGCCCAGACACACAGAAAGAGGUGGAGCUGCGUCUGAUGCCCAUUGACAUCCUUCAUGUCUCCGGGGAUUUUGGGGGCUCGGUGGGGUCUGGUGCCUCGGGAGCCUCUGGGGUUUCCGGCGGCUCUGGAGAAUCAGGGGAGUUCUUGGUAUCCGGGGAUGUGGAUUACUUUAUAUCAGGGGAUUUUUCUGGAUCUGGGGGGGUCUCUGGAUCAGGGGACCUCCUGAUUUCUGGAGAUGUCUCCGGAUCAGGGGAUCUCCUAAUAUCUGGGGAUCUUUCUGGGUCUGGGGAUUUCUUGAUAUCAGGAGAUCUCACGGGAUCAGGAGAUCUCUUGAUAUCUGGGAUGGGAUCUGCAACUUCUGGAGCCUCCGGAGACUUUGGCUCUGGAGGAUCUGGAAUUGUAAUAGAAUUGGGGUCCGGAGGGUCCGGUAUUGCCACUGGAGGGUCUGGGGACCAGUCUGGUUCUGGGUUCUCGGGAGAUCUUCUGACCUCAGGUGCCUCUGGAGGCUCUGGGGUUUCUGGGGACACGGAUGAGUCCGAGGUCCCAGGGAUAACAUUAUUACCUGGAGAGGAGGAGCUGCCUCUCCUUCCUACAACUAGCCCACAAGAAGCAUCAGGUACUUCUGGGGAUUUCUCAGGAGUUUCAGGAACCUCAGGGGAUCUGGGAGUCUCCGGAGACAUAGAGGUCUCUGGAGCCUCUGGAACUUCUGGUGUCUCUGGCUACGGAGACACGGAGCAGCCUGAUAUAACUCUGAUCCCUGACACUAAAGAGGAGGGGCUGCUUCCCACACAAGAGACCCCUCAGGAGGGUACUGGUGGUGUUGAGGAGACACUGGGCUCUGGCCUUCCAGAGCCAGAUGAACCUGAAGAGCCUGAGGUUGACAGGACAGGCAUGCCCACAUGCUUGCUAUGCACGUGCCUUGGUGGUUCAGUCUACUGCGAUGACUUAAAGCUGGACAGCGUCCCCCCUCUGCCCAAGGACACCACUCACUUCUACGCCCGCUACAACAGGAUUACAAAGAUCAACAAGUCGGACUUUGCCUCCAUGAACAAGCUUAAGAGGAUCGACCUGACCGCCAACGAGAUCUCGUCCGUCGACAGCAGGGCAUUUAUGGGUCUGCCCGAGCUGGAGGAGCUGGUGAUUCGGGAAAAUCACAUCUCGCAGCUGCCCGCCCUGUCGGAGACCAUGACCUUGAUUGACGCCAGCCACAACAACAUUGACUCCAAGGGGAUUACCAAAGAGGCCUUUAAGGACAUGACCGGACUGCUGUACCUGUACCUGACUGACAACAAGAUCGAUUACAUCCCUGUUCCUCUGCCACACAGUCUGAGAUCUCUACAUCUACAGCGUAACAACAUACAGUCGAUGCACGACGACACGUUCUGCAACCUGCACGACUUCAGCUACAUCCGGAACGCCCUGGAGGACAUCCGCCUGGACGGCAACCCCAUUAACCUGAGCCGAACCCCGCAGGCGUACGUCUGCCUGCCCCGCAUCCCCAUCGGGGACCUCAUUUAAUGACCACGGCGAGCACGACCCCACGCACGCAUCACUGUUCAUAUACACGUUGACCCGCCACGCGCAUGCGCACGUGGACACGCGCACAUCCUCCAUACCACUCUGCGUGGAUAUUUCGUGUACCAGAGAAGGUCCAUAAACGCAUGAGAUGCGAGUGAUCAUGCACACCCCCCCACACACAACAACAAAUAACUGUUCCACAACUUGAAUUAGGAGUAUAAAAAAAACCCUCAAAUGAAUGUUUCUGUCUGCCCGCAACCGCUCAUUUUUUUGUUGGAAUAUUGUUUUGUUUUGUAAAGAUUAAAAUAUAAAUAUUAUAAAAUUAAUGUCAACUCUCUUGGGAAAUUGAGUUUUAUGGAAGGUCACAUUUGAGCAUGUUAAUGCAAUAAAAAACGCAUUUUAAACACAAAUCAUUUGUUGUAUAGUCUGUACUGUAAUUAUAUUUGAUUUGUGCACAAUAGCCUAUUCCAAAGAGUCUAGACCAGUGGUGUUUAAAGUACGGCCUGGGUGGAAUUUACUACAAAUUGUGGAAAUUCAAUUCAAUAAAUAAAAAACAGCAAAAAUGGUGAAAAAGAGAAAAAGAGUGAAGAGAAAAAGUUGACAUGUUGAUAUUACUAAUAAAAAGGUAAAAGUUUGGACACUCCUGGUCUGGACGGUUAUUGAAUUAUGCUAAAA
Molecule: messenger RNA, 2750 nt
Organism: Nerophis lumbriciformis (worm pipefish)
Lineage: Eukaryota; Metazoa; Chordata; Actinopteri; Syngnathiformes; Syngnathidae
Gene: epyc
Product: epiphycan
Biological process (GO): bone development; articular cartilage development
Cellular component (GO): extracellular matrix
Molecular function (GO): protein binding
Source: RefSeq, a predicted model, not a curated record